Culicoides brevitarsis is the source of this 617-nucleotide messenger RNA. RefSeq lists its product as uncharacterized. The record is from RefSeq and is a predicted model, not a curated record. NCBI's taxonomy places the organism in Eukaryota, Metazoa, Arthropoda, Insecta, Diptera, Ceratopogonidae. The coding region runs from base 66 to 479 and encodes 137 amino acids. The transcript has 3 exons.
AAAAAAAACGAAGAGGGAAAAAAUAUAAAUAAAUUUGCUAAAUGUGUUGUUGGUGAUUGAUUGACAUGGGAUGUGGUUCAUCGACUGCUCAGACCGCGCUCGAAUCCAAUAUGCCACAUAAGAACGGAGCAGAGAAGAAGUCUGAUGAUGCGAUGGAGCAAACAAAUGUGCCAGCAAUUGAUAUUCCUCCUCCGGAGGCCUUUGAAAUACCCUUUGACGAUAACGGCACGAAUGGCUUAAUUAAGAGACAUCCACCUAAACGACUACAGCGUCUUGAAGAGCAAUCAAAUAACUUGGCACCGCCAACGAUAGAGGAUCUCGAGGAAAAAUUGGCUACAGCGGAAUUGCGAAGAAAGGAGUACUUGAGUCAAAAAGUAACAAUGGCAAAACAAAUGCAAAAAACAGGAAAUGAGAACGACGACGAUGGGACGGAGGAGGAUGCAAACACAACAGACGAACCCACUAAUGAUGGAAAUUAACUACUUAUUCAUGCUGCUGCUGCUGCUCUCGAGUAUGCACAACAACAAGUAAUUUGUAUUAUAUCGCAAUUAAACACUCAAUUUCAGCUGCAAAUGAACUUGUGCGCAUUUGAAUGACUUUUCAAGUGGAUGAAAUAA